Messenger RNA from Nelumbo nucifera (sacred lotus), 1227 nucleotides. RefSeq lists its product as uncharacterized. The record is from RefSeq and is a predicted model, not a curated record. Lineage: Eukaryota; Viridiplantae; Streptophyta; Magnoliopsida; Proteales; Nelumbonaceae.
GGUAGGAUGUGCGUGUGAGGCGCCAGAUGCGGUCUCCCUGAUCACCAACCAUGGCGCGGGGGAGUUCUUCAGAAAAUCAUUAGAUGGUGAGGUUGGUACUUGGUACUUUCCUAGUUAGUUAUUUUCUUUGUGUCAAUCGCGCGUUCAGAGGAGAGUAAAAUAAGACUCUGAGAGGAAGCGAAAUCAAAGUAAAUAGGCCGAAGGAUGGGCGAGGUCGAUGAGGAUUUGCUUCUCAAAAACUUCUUUGCCGAGGUCAGCGAAGUCGAAAGGGAUAACGAGGUUCUCAGGAUUCUUUCAUGUUUCAAAUUAAAUCCAUUUGAGUAUCUUAACCUUCCUUUCAAUUCAACACCUGAUGAUAUGAAAAAGCAAUAUAGAAAGUUAUCUUUGCUGGUUCACCCUGACAAAUGUAAGCAUCCACAAGCAAAGGAGGCAUUUGCAGCAUUGGCAAAAGCUCAACAAUUAUUACUUGAUCCACAAGAAAGGGAGUAUCUUCUUAGCCAAGUUAAUGCGGCAAAAGAAGAACUUAGAGCAAAGAGGAAGAAGCAGUUGAAGAAAGACACAGCAUCUAAGAUAAAAUCAUUGGUUGAUGAGGGAAAAUAUGAGCAGCAGUAUGAGCAAUCAGAAGAGUUUCAGCAGCAAUUAAAACAGAGAGUGCGAGAACUGUUAACAGAACAUGAGUGGCGCCGGAGAAAAAUGCAAAUGAGGAUAUCAGAAGAGGAAGGGAGACUGAAGAAGGAAGAAGAAGAAACCAAAGAAAUGUGGAAGAGAAAGCGUGAGCAUGAGGAGCAGUGGGAAGACACACGAGAGCAGAGGGUUUCCAGCUGGAGAGAUUUCAUGAAGACAGGAAAGAAGGUUAAGAAAGGAGAGAUUCGACCUCCAAAGCUUAAGACUGAAGACCCCAACAAAUCAUACGUUCAAAGGCCGGUGAAGCGAGGGUAAAGCCGUAAAGGACACAAUCAGAUUGAUCUUUGGUUGUGGCUGGACUAGCAGUAGUUUGGGGAUCAGAAGACAUUCCGUGAAUGAAAAAUGUAUAUCAACCAUGUCAUAGGAGUUGAGAAGGUUAUUAUUUUUUGCUAUAUAUGCAAUCUUUUUGGAACUUCUGUCUCCAUCUGACAAGGCUAACAGGAACCCCUGUAAGGGGCUUCUAAUCUUAAUGAAAUGGUCCAUUAAAAAAGAGAGUUGUGUUUUAAUUCUCUCUCUCAUUGGAAUGCAAAUUACAUUCUUAAA